Molecule: messenger RNA, 637 nt
Organism: Cavia porcellus (domestic guinea pig)
Lineage: Eukaryota; Metazoa; Chordata; Mammalia; Rodentia; Caviidae
Gene: Gtf2h5
Product: general transcription factor IIH subunit 5
Exons: 3
Coding region: 178-393 (71 amino acids)
Biological process (GO): nucleotide-excision repair; transcription by RNA polymerase II; nucleotide-excision repair, preincision complex assembly
Cellular component (GO): transcription factor TFIIH core complex; transcription factor TFIIH holo complex
Source: RefSeq, a predicted model, not a curated record
CGCACGUGACCCCGCCCCAGCCCAGCUCUCAGCCCCGCCCCUCCCGCGCUCCGCCCACAGGAGCGUCCUGGGCGUGACGGCGCUGGGCGCAGGCGCACUGCAUCGACGACGCGAAGGCGCUCUGCGUGUGUGGGCAGAGUAUUCUUGAAGACAUCUGCACCUUCUGACUGGGAAAAGAUGGUCAACGUUUUGAAAGGAGUGCUAAUAGAAUGUGAUCCUGCCAUGAAACAAUUUCUGCUGUACUUGGAUGAAUCCAAUGCCCUAGGGAAAAAAUUCAUCAUUCAAGAUAUUGAUGAUACUCACAUCUUCGUAAUAGCAGAGUUGGUCAACGUCCUCCAGGAGCGAGUAGGUGAAUUAAUGGACCAGAAUGCUUUUUCUCUUACCCAGAAGUGAAAAAACUAGAUACUGGAUACUCGGAAAUUACAGGAAACAAACAUGAAAAGCUAUCUCUAUUCAGUAUCUUAAUUUGAUUACUUUGAGGAUUCCCUAGGAGAAUGCUGUGGGGAAGAUUAAGAUCCUUUGUUCAUACAAAGCCCCUGAACUGAUUUUCUUGUUUAAAAAAAAAAAGUUUGAAUGUGGCUAUAAUUUGGUAAUUUGGCUUUUGUUAUCUUUUAUGAAAAUAUAAAUGUUUCUCUUA